This is a messenger RNA of Coregonus clupeaformis (lake whitefish), 6813 nucleotides long. RefSeq names its product kinesin-like protein KIF21A. The coding region runs from base 344 to 5056 and encodes 1570 amino acids. The record is from RefSeq and is a predicted model, not a curated record. Gene Ontology annotation, molecular function: ATP binding; microtubule binding; microtubule motor activity. Gene Ontology annotation, biological process: microtubule-based movement; mitotic spindle organization. Lineage: Eukaryota; Metazoa; Chordata; Actinopteri; Salmoniformes; Salmonidae. The transcript has 34 exons.
CUCCCAACCAAAGAGCCUGAAUGCAGGCGAGGCGCAAAAGCGACUGGACUAAACGCAACAGCCUUGCCACUCGAACAGAAUGCCGCCAAAGAAUGCAUUCUAACUGGAAAUGCAAGGGGGCACCGACCAGGCGCAGUAGUUUAUUGAAAAUCUCUAUUAUUCUUAUAUUAAUCUGAAAUAUGGCUGAAGUGAAGUCGAGGUGAGCUGCUCUGUUGCUCAGACAACUUGUUACCGGGAGCUGCGCACUCCUCUCCAUCCAGUUUGUCGGAUGAAAAGAAACGGAUAGAUAAACUACACUCGUUUUUGUUUUUCUAUCAAUCGAUAAUCACUCGACUGUGGAAUCAUGUCGAUGGGACAGGACGAAAGCUCAGUCCGGGUGGCUUUGAGGAUUCGUCCUCAGCUGGCCCGGGAGAAGAUCGAGGGAUGUCACAUCUGUACGUUUGUGACCCCGGGGGAGCCCCAGGUGAUGCUGGGUAAAGACAAGGCGUUUACGUACGACUACGUGUUCGACAUGGACUCCUGUCAGGACAGCAUCUAUGCUAACUGCACUGAGAAACUGAUCGAGGGCUGCUUCGAAGGAUACAAUGCCACCAUCUUUGCCUACGGCCAGACGGGGUCAGGUAAGACCUACACCAUGGGUACAGGGUUUGAUGUGAACAUCGGGGAGGAGGAGCUGGGCAUCAUUCCCCGGGCGGUCAGCCACCUCUUCAGGGGCAUCGAGGAGCGCCAGAAGGCCGCUAAAGAGCAGGGACGCCCCGUGCCCGAGUUCAAGAUCAACGCACAGUUCUUGGAGCUUUACAAUGAGGAGGUGCUGGAUCUGUUUGACUCUACGAGGGACCUGGAGGCUCGGACGCAGAAAUCCCACAUUAAGAUCCACGAGGACGCUAAUGGAGGAAUCUACACGGUGGGGGUGACCACACGGACUGUAGCCACUGAGGCAGAGAUGAUGCAGUGUCUGAAGCUGGGGGCUCUGUGUCGUACCACGGCCAGCACCCAGAUGAAUGUCCAGAGCUCCCGCUCUCACGCCAUCUUCACCAUUCACCUGUGCCAAGUCAGAGUCUGUGCAUCCGACAAUCAAGACAACAACGAGACGGACAGCAAGAUUGCUAACUGCAACUCAGAGAUGGAAGAGUAUGAGACACUGACGGCCAAGUUUCACUUUGUGGACCUGGCCGGGUCAGAGAGGCUGAAGAGAACCGGGGCGACCGGAGACCGAGCUAAGGAGGGAAUCUCCAUCAACUGUGGACUGCUUGCUCUUGGAAAUGUAAUCAGUGCUUUGGGAGACAGAAGCAAGCGAUCCACACACGUGCCUUACAGAGACUCCAAACUCACUCGGCUUCUACAGGACUCCCUGGGUGGAAAUAGCCAAACGAUGAUGAUAGCGUGCAUCAGCCCGUCUGACCGGGACUUCAUGGAGACCCUGAAUGCACUGAAGUAUGCCAACAGAGCCAGGAACAUUAAGAACAAGGUGAUGGUGAACCAGGACAAGGCCUCCCAACAGAUCUCUGCUCUCAGGACAGAGAUCGCCAGGCUACAGAUGGAACUGAUGGAGUACAGGACGGGUAAGCGUAUGGUGGGUGAGGAUGGUAUGGAUAGCAUCAACGACAUGUUCCAUGAGAACAGCAUGCUGCAGACAGAGAACAGCAACCUGAGGAUCAGGGUCAAAGCCAUGCAGGAGACCAUUGACGCACAGAGGGCCAGACUCACCCAGUACCUCAGUGACCAGGCCAACCAGGUCCUCGCCAGGGCAGGUGAGGGGAGUGAAGAGAUUGGGAACAUGAUCCAGAGCUACAUCAAAGAGAUUGAGGAUCUCAGAGCCAAACUCCUGGAGAGCGAGUCUAUGAAUGAGAACCUUCGUAAGAAUCUGUCCCGUGCCUCCUCACGGCAGUCCUUUUACCCCGGAACCUUCUCCGCUGCCCUCUUGGCACCCGAGAAGGAGGCCUCAGACAUCAUCGAGAUGGCUAAGAAAGACCUGGAAAAACUCAAGAAGAAGGAGAGGAAGAAGAAGAAGAGUGUUGUCAAGGAGGAAGUCCCCGACAAUGACCAAGACAAUGGGAUGGAAAAAGAGCUGACUGAGCGGUCCAAUGAGGAGCAUGAGACGGAGGGGCAGGAGGGGAGUGACCACGAGGAAGAGGAGGAUGAGGAAGAGGAAGAGAUGGAUGUGGAGGAGAGCUCUGAUUCAGACUCGGACUCAGAUGAGAAAGAGAACUUCCAGGCGGACCUGGCCAACAUUACAUGUGAGAUUGCCAUCAAGCAGAAGCUGAUAGACGAGCUGGAGAACAGCCAGAGGCGUCUGCACACGCUCAAACAGCAGUACGAACAGAAACUGAUGAUGCUGCAGAGUAAGAUCAGAGACACACAGCUGGAGAGGGACAAGGUGCUGCAGAACAUGGGCUCAGUGGAGACGUGCAAUGACGAUAAGGCCAAGAAGAUCAAGCAGGAGUAUGAGAAGAAGCUGAGUCUCAUGAAUAAGGAGCUACAGAAGCUACAGUCAGCCCAGAAGGAACACGCACGCCUCCUCAAGAACCAAUCAAAGUACGAGACACAGCUCAAGAAGCUCCAACUGGACGUCACAGAGAUGAAGAAGACAAAGGUUCGUCUGAUGAAGCAGAUGAAGGAGCAGCAGGAGAAGAACAGAAUGACAGAGUCCAGGAGGAACAGAGAAAUCGCCAGCCUCAAGAAGGACCAGCGCAAACAGGAGCACCAGCUGAAGCUACUGGAGGCCCAGAAGAGACAACAGGAGCUCAUACUGCGCAGGAAGACUGAGGAGGUAACUGCACUGAGGAGACAGGCCAGACCUAUGUCUGGUAAGGUGACCAGCAGGAAGGUGAGUUUACCAGAGCCCCUCCAGGACUCCUCCCACCGACCCCCCUCAGGACGCCUGCACUCCUCUGGAUCCACCGCACCCAACGGAACCAGGUCCUACUACAGACGGUCAACGGGCAUAUAUUCCACCAGAGUGGCCAGAGUGAAGUGGCAGUCUCUGGAGCGCCGUAUCUCUGAUGUCAUCAUGCAGAGGAUGACCAUAUCCAACAUGGAGGCUGAUAUGAACCGCCUGCUCAAGCAACGUGAGGAGCUGACCAAGAGGAGGGAGAAGGUGACCAGAAAGAGGGACAGGCUGGCGGGGGAGAGGCCUGAGGAAGAGAAGGCGGUGUUUCCCCUCAACGAGGAAGUGGACACCCUGAUGGCCAACAUCGACUACAUCAACGACAGCAUCGCAGACUGCCAGGCCAACAUUAUGCAGAUGGAGGAGGCCAAGGAGGAGGUUGACACGGUAGAUGUUUCCGCAGUGAUCAGCUCCUGUACCCUAACAGAAGCCCGUUUCCUGAUGGACCACUUCAUGUCUAUGGCCAUCAACAAGGGUCUGCAGGCAGCCCAGAAGGAGUCCCAGGUGAAGGUGAUGGAGGGCAGGCUGAAGCAGACAGAGAUCACCAGCGCAACUCAGAACCAGCUGCUGUUCCACAUGCUGAAAGAGAAGGCAGAGUUUAACCCCGAACUGGACGCCCUGCUGGGGAACGCUUUGCAAGAGCUAGGUAACAUGCCAGUGGAGAACGGGGAUGACAGCAGCAGUGACGAAUCUGCCCAGAGUCCUGCAACAGAGGGACACUCUCUGACAUCAGAUCUAAUGAAACUCUGUGGAGAGACCAAAACAAGGAGCAAGGCUCGUAGGAGAACCACCACUCAGAUGGAGCUGCUCUACGCCAAUAGCGACUCCGCCCCUGACACGCCUUCUAGUGAUUUCUCCUCCCCCUGUCUCCCAUUGGCUGAAACUCCAGAAGAGGGCAGAGAUCCUGAGACUCCCAUUGGCUCUUCAGUCAGGGACAGGGACUAUAUGGCUCAUUCUCCUUGCUUGUCCUCUAAGAUGGGCAGCAUUUCCGGCUCCAGACCUGCCUCCUCCUCAGGGGCAGAAAAGAGAGUUCCAGGGCCCUCGCCGCUCUCUCGCAGGAAGACCUAUGACAAGACUCAAGUGGCAGCUAAAGUCAAGGAGAUCAAACAAGGGGUGAUCAACCCAGUGCCCUCCUCAAAGGGCAGUCGGUCAGCAACACUGCAGUGUGUCCACGUGGCUGAGGGUCACACUAAAGCCGUGCUGUGUGUAGACUCUACCGAUGACCUCCUCUUCACCGGAUCCAAAGACCGUACGUGUAAGGUGUGGAACCUAGUGACAGGUCAGGAGAUCAUGUCCCUGGCAGGUCAUCCCAACAAUGUGGUGUCAGUCCGCUACAGCUCCAGCCUGGUCUUCACCGUCUCCACCUCCUACAUCAAGGUCUGGGAUAUCCGAGACUCAGCCAAGUGCAUUCGCACCCUCACGUCUUCUGGUCAGGUGACCCCGGGCGACGCCUGUGCGUCCAGCACCAACCGGACUGUCACCAUCCCGGCAGGAGAGAACCAGAUCAACCAGAUCGCCCUCAAUCCCAGCGGCUCUGUCCUUUACGCUGCCGCCGGCAACUCUGUCAGAGUCUGGGACCUAAGAAGAUUUGUAUCCACAGGGAAGCUGACUGGUCACCUGGGUCCGGUCAUGUGUCUGACUGUGGACCAGAGUGGGAACGGUCAGGAUCUGGUCAUCAGCGGAUCCAAGGACCAUUACAUCAAGCUGUUUGACGUGACAGAGGGGGCCCUGGGUGCUAUCAGCCCCACACACAACUUUGAGCCUCCCCACUACGAUGGCAUCGAGUCCCUGGUGGUGCAGGGGGAUGUCCUCUUCAGCGGCUCCAGGGACAACGGUAUUAAGAAGUGGGACCUAGACCACAAAGACCUACUGCAGCAAGUGCCCAACGCCCACCGUGACUGGGUGUGUGCCCUGGGUGUGGUGCCUGGCUCUCCGGCCCUGCUGAGCGGCUGUAGAGGAGGGGUGCUCAAGCUGUGGCAUGCAGACACACUGGGGGCCCUUGGGGAACUCAAGGGCCACGAGAGCCCCAUCAACGGCAUCUCCACCAACAGCAGCCACCUCUUCACAGCAUCCGAUGAUCGAACAGUGAAGAUCUGGCGUGCCCGGGGCGGACUCGACAGCACCUUAGACACGACGGCGGACACAGCUGAUGAGGUGGCUAGUAACUGAACAUGGCCGUGACCUCCCACCGUGACCCUUAACCUGGGAUGCUGCUGAUUAGCACUUUGACCUCUGACCCCUAACCUUGGAAACCACCCCCCACAUACUGUAACCAAGACAACAGUGCAAGCCCGCAAGAAUGGAAUCAUAUCUCAGUAAAAGUAGCUGUAGUCUUUCUCUAGAGUAAGGUACUGUAGGUUCAUCCCUAGAAAAUGUCUCCCUAGCUAAAUGUAUCUAGUCUAACCUGUGUGGCCGUAGCACUGGCCUGUGCAGAAUAAACCCUAUUUUUGCUUCGUAGACAUCUUUCCGUCUCCGCUCAUAUUAAGUAUUGAGUGAGCCCACACGGGUCAUAUUUACGCGCACACACACACACACACAUAUUGAGUGUUUUUCUGGGCUGGGGGAGUUACUAAAGGAGAGUGGUGCAGAUAUGAGAUGAGAGGAUGGUAAAGAGGGUGCGCUCCUACCGGGCUCUGUAGCAGGCCUUCAAGACCCGGACCUGGUUCUCCAGUGGCACAGUAAAGGAAGAGAAGCCUUUCUUCUGCAUUGUAAGCAGAACCACUGUCCUCAACCCUGCUGUCCCUUACCUGAUAUCAACGUGGCUUUACGUAAACUGACACCCCCUUAAAUCGCUGUCUGGAUGUUCUUUUGCUUUGAAUUCAGCGCCCGCUUACCGUCGGUUACCAAAUCAUGAAACUUCUCUUGUACUUUACCUGUGAACUGGAUACAUUAACUAACACUACUCUUGUAGCCACUAGCAAAACACCUAAAGUCAGUGACCUCUCUGCUUCCUUAGUCUUUACACCUAAUCCUUACUUACUCUCUAUGUGCAAAUACAAUGUCUCUUUGAGGAAACACUGACUCUCUUCACUCGUCCACUACUCGUCAUUUAGCAAUGUAUGAUUCUCCACUUGAUGCUGUUCCCUCUAAUAAGUUAUGACCUAACCAAAUGCCUGUGCUGCUAAGUUGUUUGCUCACCUUCGACCCAUAGAAGGCUUCUGUUCUGGACUCCAGGUGAGGUACACCUGGGAACUGUAGUUAAAUACUGUAUAUAAGAGUCUAAAGUGUGAGGAAGAGAGGAGCCUUUUAUCUGUGCCUGUACUGUAAAGCUCUCCCAAUCCUGGUCUGGGAAGACCCCGGUGUAUGGUGGUUUAUCCUGUGUGUCAGUUUUACAGUACAUUUCAACUGGCUUAUUUGUGAUUGGUGUGAGCUGAACUAACUGUCAAACGAUGUAUUGGAUCCGCUGUCUGCUGGGACUAUUGAAUGUUAAAGUAGUAGGAGCAGCAGCCAACACAAUAUGUAUAUAUAAACAGUAUUAUACGAAGAAAUCAACUGAAGGUUUGUUUUGUUGAUCAUCAAAUCUCACUCCACAAGGGAAACAAAGGACCAGAAUUAGGAGACAGUGUUGUAACAGCACUCAUCUCUUUUGAACAGAGCCCCUCUCCCUGGCCCUGAGUCCGCCUGUUAUGUUUCCUGGUCUGCAUCCAAAAUGGCACCUAUUGCAGAGUGCACUAUUUUUGACCAGGACCCUAUGGAUGCUGUUCAAAAGUCAUGCACUAUAAAGGGAAUAGGGUGCCAUUUCAGAUGCAACCUGCUCUGAUUUUAUUUGAUUGUUCUGUUGAAAUAAGCUGUAUGUAUUCAAACCAGUCCUGGGUUCCCCUCUGGAGUUUUGCUGUAGAUGUCAGUCCAUAAAAUGGCUGACUCUGUACUGUAGAAGUUCUAAUGUCAGAUGCCUGGUGAAAUAAAUGUAAUCUGUCAGAAACCAA